Myzus persicae (green peach aphid) is the source of this 1093-nucleotide messenger RNA. RefSeq lists its product as uncharacterized. The record is from RefSeq and is a predicted model, not a curated record. Bases 119 to 1093 code for a protein of 324 amino acids. The transcript is spliced from 2 exons. NCBI's taxonomy places the organism in Eukaryota, Metazoa, Arthropoda, Insecta, Hemiptera, Aphididae.
AGCAAUUCAAUCUAAUUAUGCAUUAAAAAAACAAGUUCGAAGAAAACGAAACAAUAUACAAGCUGUACCUGAAGCACCGAAGGAUCUUAUAACUUUAGAAAUACCUGAAGUGUAUAAAAUGUAUUCACCUUCUGAAGGGCAUGAAGAACAAUUUUUAUUAGCUGAUAGUGGACCUGGGGCAGAAAGAAUUUUAAUUUUUGGAAGACGUCGAUAUUUGGAUAUUCUACGAAACUCUAAGACAUGGUUUGGAGAUGGGACUUUUAAAAUUUCACCCCCACUUUUUACUCAAGUGUAUGUCAUACUUGCUGAAUAUUUAAAUGGUGUACACCCUAUUCUAUAUGCAUUACUGCCUGAUAAAUAUACAAAAACGUAUGAAAAACUUUUUCAAAUGUUAAUAAAUCUAUGUCCUGGGUUAAAUCCUACAUCAAUUUCAUUAGACUUUGAAUUAGCUGUUAUAAAUGCAGUGAAAAAACAUUUCCCAAAUAUUAUUAUUUAUGGUUGUUUUUUUCAUCUCACAAAAAAUUUCAAAAAAAAAAUUGGCGAAUUGCAUCUUAUAUCAAAAUAUAAUAACGAUGCAGAUUUUUCUAUUCAUGUUAAAAUGAUAAUUUCAAUUGCAUUUGUUUGCAUCAACAAUAUUGACAUGGCAAUCGACGCAUUAGAUGCAUAUUUACCAGAAGAACUUCAGCCCUUGCUUGAAUGGUUUGAAGAUAAUUAUAUCGGAAGAUUAAAUCGAAAUGGACGUGGACGGAGACCUGCUAGAUUUCCACCAUCAAUUUGGAAUUUAUACGAACGAGUUUUAAAUGGUAAACACAGAACAAAUAAUCAUGCAGAGGCUGCCAACCGUAGAAUAAAUGUUGAAAUGGGAACGGUUCAUCCUACAAUAUGGUCAUUUAUAACGUGCUUAAAAAAGAUUCAAGCUGGAAGAGAUACAUAUUUAUUUCAAUUGGAAUCAGGAAGGAGUCCCUCUAAAAAGCUCAAAAAAUACAUUGACACAGACAAACGUCUAUUAAAAAUACUUCUCGUCAAAAUGGCUUCAUGCCAAAACGGCCACGUCAAAACGGCCACGCCAAAAUGUCCUAGAUCCAUUUUGUAG